GCAUGGAACUAAUGCAAAAGAAACGUCGUAAGUUUAAUCCUGAAGUCCUCAUGGGUCAAGUCCAUGACAUGGAUCCAUUGAGGGAACUUGUUAACAAAAUUUAUCAAAAGAAAUUUUUACUUGUGUUGGAUGAUAUAUGGAAUGAAAAUUAUAAAAAUUGGAAUGACUUUAAAAGCCUUUUAAUCGGUGGUGCAAAGGGAAGUAAGAUUCUAAUAACCACGCGAGUCCAAUUGGUUGCAAAGAUUACACGUCCUGUUUCAAUAUAUGAUCUUAAAGGUCUUUCUAAAGACCAUUCUUGGUUUUUAUUUGAGAAAAUAGCAUUUAGAAAUAGGCAAGAGACCAACAACGCUAAACUAGUAGAAAUUGGAACUGAGAUUGUAGACAAAUGUCAAGGAGUACCCCUUGCCAUAGAGUCCAUUGGAAAUGCAUUAUAUUUUGAAAAAAAAGAUGGGUGGUUAAAGAUGAAGGAUAAGGUACAAGAAAAUGUAAUUGAACAGGGAGGUGGUAAUACCCUUUCAAUUCUAAAGUUGAGUUAUGAUCAUCUUCCAUCAUAUAUUAAAGGUUGUUUUGCCUUUUGUUCUUUGUUUCCUAAAUCUUACGAGAUUGAUAGGAUGACAUUGAUUCAACUAUGGAUGGCACAUGGGUUAAUCCAAUUGCCUAAUAAUAUAGAGCAAUUAGAAGAUGUUGCAGAUGAGUGCUUCAAGAAUCUACUUUGCAGGUCAUUUUUUUAUAGAGAGUAUUAUUUGCCACAAGACACAUACAGGAUGCAUGAUUUAUAUCAUCAUCUUGCACUAUCAAUUGCAGGGGCUGACUGUAGACUUGACUAUUUGGAUGAAAAAACUCAUCAUGUAUCAUUUUCUAGUGUCUCAUCUUUUACUAAAAGUUUAAGUUUGGUUAAAGCAAGCAGCCAGGUACGUACAAUUCUUUUCACAAAUAUGUAUAAACUUGGUGCGUCAACAUUGAGUACACUGAUUGAGAGUUUCCCAAGGUUGCGUGCAUUAGAUUUACAUAGAUUGGAGAUUAAAAUAAUUCCAAAUUCCAUAGAGAAGUUAAUACAUUUGAGGUACUUAGAUCUUUCUUUUAAUCCUAUUAAAACUCUUCCUGAUUCUAUUACUACAUUGUUGAAUUUGCAUACACUAAAACUUCAAAAAUGUAGUAAUCUUGAACAAUUGCCUAGGGACAUCACAAAAUUGGUUAGCCUCAGGCACCUUGAUGAUAGGGGUUGUUUUAAGUUGAGAUUGCCUCAAGGAUUACGGAAACUGACUGGUCUUCAGUCAUUACCGUUAUUCAUUGUGAGGAAUAAUGGUGGACUAGGCGAAUUGAAUGGGCUAAACAACCUUAGAGGAACACUUGAGAUCCAAAUUUUAGAACAAUUGGAAGAUGCUAACUCAGAUUGUGAGGUCAAACAUUUAAGGGAGAAGCAACAUCUUGAGAAACUGGAAUUAACAUGGGCUCACCAAGAAAGACAUGAUGAGAUGUUAUUAGAUAGCCUCCAGCCACAUCCAAAUCUCAAAAUUUUGGAAGUGCGGGGUUACACUGGUGUGACAUUUUCAAGUUGGCUUUCUUCCAUCAAAAAUCUUGUUAAAAUCACUUUAAGGAGAUGUGACAGUUGCAACCACCUGCCACCAUUGUCUAAACUCCCAUUUCUAGAAAGCUUAUGGCUUGAUGGAAUGAAAGAUUUGGAAUGCAUAUCAUAUCGUGAUAUAAGUGAGGAAGUUUCUACUUUAUCCUUCUUCCCAUCGUUAAAAUCUCUUUGGAUUUGGGAAUGCCCUAACUUAAAGGGAUGGUGGAGGAGCGCAUCAAUGACAGAUCAUCAACAACAUCAGCAUAACCGGUCACUGCCUUCAUUUCCUUGUCUUUCUUCUUUUUGGAUUGAUAAUUGUCCUAAUAUGACUUCCAUACCCUUGUUUCCUUAUCUCGAAGAAGGCCUAAAUCUAAUUAACGUUAGCUCAAAGCUUUUUCAAGAGAUAAUACUUCCCUCUUCCUCCUCUUCUUCGUCCUCUCAUCUCUCCAAAUUAAAAUAUAUGCGUAUAGGAAAUCUGCCAGAUGGGUUGGUAUCAAAUCUAAUUUCUCUCGAGCGUUUAUACAUUUCCAAUUGCAAGGAGUUAAAUCUAGGAAGUGACGUGGACGGAAUGGAAUGGCGACAUCUCAAUCGCCUCAGUCAUCUGCACAUCUUCGGCCUUCUAAAACUGAAUUCCUUAGCUGUAGGUCUUCAACACGUUACAACCCUGGAAACGCUCUAUAUUGAAAAUUGUGAGAAUCUGAAAACAUUGCCUCGGUGGAUUGGGAAUCUUAUCUCACUUAAACGGUUUACAAUUUACAACUGUCUCAAUCUGAAAUCACUGCCUGAUGAGAUGCGCGAUCUCUCGUCUUUACAAAUACUGAUGAUUUUCAAAUGUCCCGAGUUACAGAGAAGAUGCGAAAAAGAAACCGGUCAGGAUUGGGACAAGAUCGCACAUGUCACUUACGUUAUAUUACGUACAAUGCCUAGAUACUCGUAGGAUUUUGGAUGGAGUACGAAAGGGAGCAUUUGGAGUGUUGUAGGGAUCAUCUCUUUUAUGAUUACUCUUUUACAAGAAGAUUAUGGCAGCAAGUGUUGGAAGAGUACUUGGUUAAUCUGCAGCUUGUCUUUUGAAAUUCCUCUCCAUUUGUUCAGAUGCUAAGGCCCACUUGGUGUUCUUGUUAUUGUUGAAAUUGACUUUAGUGUGAUGUAAAUUUUUUGUAAUCUAAAAAUUGUGUUCUUCAAUGUUUUGGUAGUUUUUAGCAUUUGUUUUAGAGAAAAUUGUUGUAAACUCUUUAUUCAAUAGUGGAAAUUUUUUACCGGACUAGGUCCCGUGGUUUUUCCCUUCUCAUUGGAGGGUUUUCCACGUAAAAAAUCGAUGUCCUA
Quercus robur (English oak) is the source of this 2887-nucleotide messenger RNA. Its product is annotated as putative disease resistance protein RGA3. Gene Ontology annotation, molecular function: protein binding; ADP binding. The transcript is spliced from 3 exons. NCBI's taxonomy places the organism in Eukaryota, Viridiplantae, Streptophyta, Magnoliopsida, Fagales, Fagaceae. The coding region runs from base 3 to 2501 and encodes 832 amino acids. Gene Ontology annotation, biological process: defense response to other organism. The record is from RefSeq and is a predicted model, not a curated record.